This is a messenger RNA of Cucurbitaria berberidis CBS 394.84, 884 nucleotides long. Its product is annotated as phosphoglycerate mutase-like protein. The coding region runs from base 45 to 713 and encodes 222 amino acids. Lineage: Eukaryota; Fungi; Ascomycota; Dothideomycetes; Pleosporales; Cucurbitariaceae. The record is from RefSeq and is a predicted model, not a curated record. Gene Ontology annotation, cellular component: cytoplasm. Gene Ontology annotation, molecular function: phosphatase activity. The transcript has a single exon.
CACCCUGUGCUUUGAAAACCAUUACCUUGGAAGCUGAGCUACGCAUGUCACCUCACGUACACAUUAUCCGGCAUGGCGAAGGAGUUCACAAUGUUGAGCGAGGAUACCCGCAUCGUGAUCCGCCUUUGACCGCAGCCGGCGCCCAUGCCACAACAGAAAUCCAACUAGCCAUCAAGCCAGACCUGAUUCUGAUCUCACCUAUGACUCGAACCAUACAGACUGCUAUGAAUAUUUUUCCAUCAUUAGAAGAUCAAAACGGUGCGUUUGCGGUGCCUGUUCAGAUUUGGCCAGACCUGCGGGAAGCACACGACGCAAUCUGCAACAAGGGGCUCUCACGCGCAGAGCUGCAAUCAAAGUUCGCGCAAUUCGACUUCUCUGAGUGUCAUGAAGAAUGGGAUUAUCCAGCGCAUUCCGUCGAGGGAGCUAGGGCAAGGGCAGAAAGCGUAAGACAACGGUUGAAAGAUCUUUCAAUAACGUACCAGCACAUCGUCAUCGUCACACAUCGAUGCUUUAUAUCAUACCUAGUACAAGGGACACGCUUCGACCUCUGCGAAAUGCGAUCGUACAUCUUUAAGGCUGGAAGAGGGGUUCAUGAUGACAAGUUCAUGGAGGAGUUGAAGUGCGAUAAGGUACAAGAGCAGGACUUUGGACCUACAGUGCUGGUCCCUCACGACCGCGAUGGGAAAGAGUUGACAGACACGGAAGCCACCUAGCGACCAGCCAGGCUAUGAAUCAAAGGACGUAAUUACUGACACACUCACAAAACUACCGACAAACAUAGCCAUCUCGGGUAAAUGUUAGAUUACCACUUAUAGAUCGUGGACGAGUCGAACCUGGCGACCGGCCCCACAGAUCACAGCUUCCAAUCACGCCCCUUCAUUGUG